Molecule: messenger RNA, 1197 nt
Organism: Momordica charantia (bitter melon)
Lineage: Eukaryota; Viridiplantae; Streptophyta; Magnoliopsida; Cucurbitales; Cucurbitaceae
Product: cold shock protein 2
Molecular function (GO): nucleic acid binding; zinc ion binding
Source: RefSeq, a predicted model, not a curated record
GUCCGAUCGUAUAACUACUGGGCCCUACUUCACCCGAUUCUCUCCUUUUCCCUCGAAUCUCUCCUCCCGGAGAUAUCCACCUUCGAAAACUGAAUCAAUUCUCACACUCAACUGUCCGCCAUUGAUUACUUCCUGUGAAUGGCCGGCAGCUUAAUCAACUGAAAUCUACAUUGCGAGAAGCUUCAGGGCUGCUGUUCUUAAUUUUGCUUUUCCAUGGCUGAGGUGMAGAGAUCCAGCGGCACUGUGAGGUGGUUUAGUGCGCAGAAGGGCUUUGGGUUCAUAGCUCCAGAUGAUGCUACCGAUGAUCUUUUCGUCCACCAGACGUCGAUUCGGUCCGAAGGAUUUCGGACUCUUUUCGAUGGUCAGGCCGUUGAGUAUUCAAUCGAUUAUGACGAAGAUCAACGCGCCAAGGCCGUCGACGUCACUGUAAUUGGUAGAUCUAGCGAAUAUGGAGGGGGGCGUGGGGGUGGGAGAGGUAGAGGUAGAGGAGGCGGUUAUGGAAGGUUCGGUGGAGGAGGCUACGGAGGAGGCGGCGGCGGCCGUGGUUUUGGCAGAGGAGGGAGGUACGAUGGCCCCAGUGGUGGCUUCGGCGGAGGUGGUCGUGGCGGGGGUGAGUGCUACAAUUGUGGCCGUGUGGGUCAUUUAGCGAGGGAUUGUUAUCGGGGAAACGGCGGUGCCGGUGCGCCUCCCGGCCGUGGCGGGACUCGUAGAUACGGAGGUGGUCGGAGUUAUGGCGGCGGAGGCGGAGGCGGUGGCGCCGGGGGUUGUUUUAAUUGUGGAGAUGCAGGGCAUUUUGCCAGGGAAUGUCCAAAUGAAAGCGUAUAAAGAAUGCGGGUCUUCCUUUAAGCGGUAUUUAUUCUUUUUCUGAAGAUUAUUUUUGGUUUUGGACUGUUAAAUUUUGGUGCAAAUUUCUGGGAUUAUAAGUGCAUUGGUGACUGCGAGUCUGAAAUUGAUGGCACGAGGAUCCGGGACAAUAAACCAUAGGGCUUCAAUUGAUCAUUGUUUCUCCUUUUGGGUGUUCGAUAAUUUGCUGUUCAGAGUUAGAUGAUGAAAAUUGAAAGCAAUUGCUUGUAUAUGCUAUACCUUACUGGCAUUUUCUGUUCAUUCUUCUUUUGAUUGUUGUGAUAUUUCUUAACAUGUUAUAUAUUGAUAUAUGUAAUCCGUCAAGAGUAUAUGUUCAUACCAUUUUCUUUUGUA